UCCGCCAGGCUCCGCGCGCAGCCACCUCGCUCCCGACGCCCCGGGAAACGGCUCCCGGCACACCCGGCGGUUCUGACUGGGAGCAGCCGUUCCCACAUGCCCGGCCUGGGUCCCGAUGGACGCCGACCUGCGCCAGACCCAGGAGCCCGCAGUAGCCCGCCGCACUUCUUGCAGGAGUGACCAGGAUAUCACCUUUCAGAAGUAAUGCCCACAGAAAGCGGGAGUUGUUCAACUGCUCGCCAAGCAAAACAGAAACGCAAAUCUCACAGCCUUUCCAUAAGAAGAACUAACAGCUCAGAGCAGGAGAGGACUGGCCUGCCGAGAGACAUGUUAGAGGGACAAGAUUCUAAACUGCCUUCCUCGGUUCGCAGUACUCUUUUGGAACUGUUUGGUCAAAUAGAAAGAGAAUUUGAAAACCUUUAUAUUGAAAACUUAGAAUUGCGCAGAGAAAUCGAGACUCUUAAUGACCGUUUAGCUGCCGAAGGACAAGCAAUCGAUGGGGCAGAGCUGAGUAAGGGCCAACUCAAAACCAAAGCCAGUCACAGCACCAGCCAGCUUUCUCAGAAACUGAAGACCACCUACAAGGCCUCCACCAGCAAGAUCGUCUCCAGCUUCAAGACCACCACGUCCAGGGCAGUGUGCCAGCUCGUGAAGGAGUACAUCGGCCACAGGGAUGGCAUCUGGGACGUCAGUGUGGCGAGGACGCAGCCUGUGGUGCUGGGGACCGCGUCUGCCGAUCACACGGCUCUGCUGUGGAGCAUCGAGACGGGGCGGAGCCUCGCCAAGUACACGGGCCACGUGGGGUCAGUAAACUCCAUUAAAUUUCAUCCAUCAGAACAGUUGGCUCUCACUGCUUCUGGAGAUCAGACCGCCCAUGUCUGGAGGUACGCGGUUCAGCUGCCCACUCCGCAGCCUGCAGCCGACACUAGUCAGCAGCUCUGUGGCGAGGACGAGGUGGAGUGCUCUGACAAGGAUGAGCCCGAUGCAGACGCGGACGCAUCCAGCGACUGUCCCACCAUCCGGGCGCCACUGACAUCACUUAAGAGCCACCAGGGAGUGGUCAUAGCCGCCGACUGGCUGGUCGGGGGCAAGCAGGCGGUGACGGCCUCGUGGGACAGAACGGCGAACCUGUAUGACGUGGAGACGUCGGAACUUGUUCACUCCCUGACAGGGCACGAUCAGGAGCUGACGCACUGCUGCACACACCCGACCCAGCGGCUGGUGGUGACCUCCUCCCGCGACACGACUUUCCGUCUGUGGGACUUCAGGGACCCUUCCAUCCACUCCGUGAAUGUUUUCCAGGGCCAUACGGACACCGUGACCUCUGCCGUGUUCACCGUAGGAGAUAACGUGGUCUCCGGCAGUGAUGACCGCACCGUGAAGGUCUGGGACUUGAAGAACAUGAGGUCCCCCAUCGCGACCAUCCGCACGGACUCUGCCAUCAAUAGGAUCAAUGUGUGCGUUGGCCAAAAAAUCAUUGCCCUCCCCCACGACAACCGCCAGGUGAGGCUGUUUGACAUGUCGGGCGUGCGGCUGGCGAGGCUCCCACGCAGCAGUCGGCAGGGCCACAGGAGGAUGGUGUGCGGCUCGGCCUGGAGCGAGGACCAUCCCGUGUGCAACCUGUUCACCUGUGGCUUUGACCGGCAGGCCAUCGGCUGGAACAUCAACAUCCCGGCACUGCUGCAGGAGAAGUGAGGGCACCACUCUGAGGCUCCUCGGCAGCCAGGGACUGCGACUACCGGCUCGCCUGGCGCUGGGGAGCCGUUGCUGUGGGUGGUGGAUGCUGAGCGGGAGAUAUGUGCUCUCUCCAAGCUGUACCCAGCCUGCAUGAAGCGUCCAGAGUGUGCCCCUGUUGUUUAUUUCUGUGUUGUGUGUGUUGGCAUCAUGGGCCGUAGAGGUGGAGCCCCUCCCGCGGCUGUUGGUGUUGAGUCCCUGGAUGUGUUGGGGGUGACAGGAGGGCGUGGUGUCUGCGCAAGUGAAUCAUGAACCCUGUUCUCAUUGGGAGGUGUCAGUGGUCUCCACGUUUCUGGAACGAUGAUCCACUUCUGCCUUGUCCUGGCAGGAGCGAGCAGGGACCUCACGCUCAGGUCUGCGUGGGGUUCCAGCGUGUGUUAACUCAGCUUCACGUCUGUGUUCUGUUACAGUUCUGUAAAAUCAACUUGGAUUUUAGAAGUUUAAAAAAAAAAACAUAGAAUGUUCAAUUUGCAACAUUUGGAUAGUUUAUUUUGAAAAGAAAGAGUUUCUGCUCUUUUUAUAGAAAAUCAUUUAAUCUCCUGAAGUCUCAUGCUAGCAAAUUCUAAAAUACAAUGAUUCUAAUCACUGAUUCCAGGUAUUAAGCAAAAUUUAAAGCACUUUAGUUUAUAGCUAUGGUUAUAAACAGUUUUUAGAAGUUUCAAAUGACUUAUCCAUUGAAUGUGACUUGACCUUUCUAGAAGGCCCUGCUACCUGAAAACAAACCUUAUUUAUUUUCUACACCUUGGGUUUGCAUGUUUCCAAGUGGGUUCACUUUCUGGGUGGUAUUUGAGAGCCAAUAAUGCAAAUAAAUGAGUACUACCUCAAAAGCAAAAUAUUUGGAAAACUUGGGGUGUCACUGUUACCUGGUUCAUGCACUUUUUGAUGUAGAGCUAGAACAUGAGUUCGUUCAGAAGGUAGGAGAGGCCAGCGCAGCCCACGUACCUGAAGAGGAAAGGCUCCUUCCUCACUAGCUGCCAGCUCCCAGGUGGCGGGUGGCUCUCGGUGUCCCCUCUGCCAGGGAGUCUGUCAGUCUUGCCUUCUUGGGACUUUCUACCUGGUGUUCGUGAGCCAUGUUUCUUGUUGAGUUACAGUCUGAUAGCAAGACAUCUCAGUGCCCCCCUCACGUAUGUAACCCUUGGAGGCCAGCGCUGGGACAGGCACUGGAGGGUGACAUUGGAAACGAUCGUGAUGGCCCAGUCCCGGUCACCGCUUCCAUUUUGUGGUGUCGCGGGCAGAGCAUCCCUAGAGAUGGCGCCUCGCCCAUGGCUCCUUUGCCUCAGGGCCUGCGGUAGACCAUCUCAGGCCUCUUGCCCUGGGUCGUCGGGUCUGGUUCUGAGAUGACUCCUGGCUGGGCAGGAGGGUGGGGCCAGGGAGAUCCAGAGCGAGGGACAGACAGCAAGAGUUUUAGGGCAGCUUUAUAAAAACAGCAGCUCAAGAGCUGGUUGUUAGAGUCUGACAUUCCCCAACGCCAGGGUCAGGACGGUGCAGGCUACCGCCUGCCCUUCUGGAGUCUCCACAGCAGGGCUGUCCUCACAUGCUGGCUCCUCUUCUGCUUCAGUCUCACGUCUGAGUGUCUUAGAAUUACUUUUGGAAACGUUGGGAAAUGUCUGCAGGUCGCUAAGCCAGAUUUUAGAACCAGAUCUCUACUGGAUUAAAAAAUUGGAAGCGUGUAAACACAUGUGUAUGCGGCCACGUGGCCUGUGCAGAUGAGGCUCCGCUCACAACCGUGUCUUCCUUGCCCCCUCCCCGUUCCUGCCCAGGGCUCGGCCCUUCUCAGGAGCAGGACCCGCCACCAUGGCUGAGAGGGACAUCUUCAGGCAUCGUGAAGGAGAUGGGGGUAGUAAGUGUGUGUGUGUGCACGUGUGAGUGUCUGCAGGUUUGUGCAUGUGUGUGCCUGAAAUGAACUUGUGUGACCAGCUGCCUUGAUCAUAUCUGAAAUAGUGUUUGGAAGUGGAAUUGGUUUUGUCCAUGUGCCGACAUGUCCAGAAUUUCAUUUAAUAACAGAAAGAGAUGGGUGGUUACUGAAAACUGUGUGUUGAUGGAGAAUUUCACGAGAGGUAUGUUGUUGGAUGAAGGGGCGCCCUUUCUCAACCACUGCACAUCAGCUCAUGCAGAGCCAAAAUCUGUACCUAUUUUGGAAUCUGAAGAAUCCUAUGUAAGUCAUCUGUUGCUUAAAUCUGUGAAAAAAAGUUUCUUUUGGGGAGAAGGUGUGCAUUUAUCAGUGUUGUGUAGAAGCAGUUGUUUUCAUUGUGUUGAUGUAAUUGUUUUUAAGUGUUCAGUGUCUUCAAUGCAGUAUGAAAUUCAUUAAAAAUCCAUGUUCUGUAA
Molecule: messenger RNA, 4059 nt
Organism: Mesoplodon densirostris (Blainville's beaked whale)
Lineage: Eukaryota; Metazoa; Chordata; Mammalia; Artiodactyla; Ziphiidae
Gene: WDR37
Product: WD repeat domain 37
Exons: 14
Coding region: 205-1695 (496 amino acids)
Cellular component (GO): preribosome, large subunit precursor
Molecular function (GO): protein binding
Source: RefSeq, a predicted model, not a curated record